Nothoprocta perdicaria is the source of this 4758-nucleotide messenger RNA. It is a transcript of the gene AGTPBP1, whose product is annotated as ATP/GTP binding protein 1. The transcript has 27 exons. Lineage: Eukaryota; Metazoa; Chordata; Aves; Tinamiformes; Tinamidae. The record is from RefSeq and is a predicted model, not a curated record. Gene Ontology annotation, molecular function: zinc ion binding; metallocarboxypeptidase activity. The coding region runs from base 903 to 4532 and encodes 1209 amino acids. Gene Ontology annotation, biological process: protein side chain deglutamylation; C-terminal protein deglutamylation; proteolysis.
UUCUUAGGUUCUUCACACAUUCAUUUUUGUUCCUCUUCCCUGAGAUCUCAAGCCUGGCUGGGGUUGGUUGCAAAAGAUAUUGGUAUUUAUAAUGCUUUGGUAUUUCAUAGAAAAGCAUCUCUUUUUUUUCUUUAGUCAAAUAAUCCAUCUGUUUAGUAUCUGUAAGAUAAUUCUCACUGUUAAUAAAAACAGAAGAGCAACUGACGUUAGUUCUGUUAGUGAUGAUUGUGUCCAUAAUGCUACGUGCUUCCUUCUUGGUCAAGUGGAUAUGGGGUAAAUGUAAGUGCUAUGAGGUGAUUACUCCAAUUUUUAAUUACUGAUUAAUUUUGUUCAAUUAAUACAGUAAGAAAUGCUUCACUUUAUACUUAAGUAGGCUGUUUUGUUUAGGGGAAACUGAGCUGUACUUCAGCUCGUUUAGCUAACUAGACUAAUUCAGCGCUAGUCAAUCAGCUGUCUGGUAUUUUUGCCUUUCCAAAAAUAAUGGUAAUUAAUUCUGAAGGUACACAUGCAUUUUGUAUGAGUUAGUGUCUGUCUUUAUACUGCAGAACCUCAUAUUAAAGCAUUGUAAGGAUAUUUAGAAAGCGCAGACUUGUCUUCACUAUUCAGCUUAAGAAAAAAAAUCCUGUGAAACUAUUCACUUUGAUCUGCAUAAAAGAAGAGGCAUCUGCCAUCUUUGAAGUGCUGUGUCUGCAAAGUCAGUCAAACUAAAUGGGAAAGCAUAAGUUACCAGAAGUCAAGACUGUUUACACUUGAAGGGUGAUUGAACAAAUCUAGCACACCUGUUAACUUGAGUCAAGCCGGAACGCUUGUGAAAAAAGCCAGUGUUUGCUUCCUGGUUGUUGGGGAAAGAUUCCACUUUCAGGUUAUCUGACAUGGUGGUUUGAAAAAUCAAACUUUCCGAUAUGAACAAAGUAAAAACAUCAUCUGAGAAAAGCGGUUCUGCCACUUCUCGGACCAUGUCUCUGCUGUCACAGCUGGAGAAGAUCAAUUCGGAUUCCUUAGCAGGAGAAGUAGAAAAUGCAAGAUAUGUUACCGCAAAGAUCCUUCAUCUGGUUCAGAGUCAAGAAAAAACUAGGAAAGAGAUGACUUCUAAGGGUUCCACCGGAAUAGAAAUUACUCUUUCAACUUUAGAGAAUACAAGAGAUCCUCAAACUACUUCAAAUAUUUUGAAUAUUCUCAUUGAAUUAGUCUCAGUUGGUGGUGGUCGAAGAGCAAGUGUCUUGGUUACUAAAGGAGGGACACAGAUCUUAUUGCAGUUACUUUUGAAUUUCAGCAAAGACUCUCCACCAAAUGAGGAGUUAAUGGUGCUUCUUCACACCCUUCUUGCAAAAAUUGGUCCAAAAGAUAAAAAGAUUGGCAUGAAGGCUAGAAUUAAUGGUGCCCUGAACAUAUCCUUGAAUUUGGUAAAGCAGAACUUGCAGAACCAUAGGUUAAUAUUGCCCUGUCUUCAAGUAUUAAGAGUUUACUCGUCCAACUCUGUAAAUGCAGUAUCUUUGGGAAAAAACGGAGUAGUAGAGCUGAUGUUUAAGAUCAUUGGCCCUUUCAGUAAAAAGAACACUAGCCUUAUGAAGGUUGCUUUAGACACACUUGCUGCAUUGCUAAAAUCAAAGACAAAUGCCAGGAGAGCAGUAUACAGAGGAUAUGUACAUGUGCUGUUGACAAUUUAUGUAGACUGGCAUCGUCAUGAUAGUCGACAUAGAUACAUGCUGAUACGUAAAGGCAUUUUACAAUGCAUUAAAAGUAUUACAAACAUCAAAUUAGGAAGGAAGGCAUUCAUUGAUGCCAAUGGGACACUUGUCAACACAUCCAGCCUGAUUAUGAGAAAAUGCUUUCCUAAAAAUCGUCUUCCUUUACCAACUAUAAAAAGUGCUUUCCAUUUCCAACUACCAGUUAUUCCGGCUAAUGGUCCCGUGGCUCAGCUAUACAAUUUACCUCCUGAAGUGGAUGAUGUAGUGGAUGAAAGUGAUGACAAUGAUGAUGUUGAAGCAGAAUCAGAAGUUGAAACUGAAAAUGAAGAUGACAAGGACCAAGAUUUUAAGAAUGAUGACAUUGAGACUGAUAUAAAUAAACUGAAACCUACACAGGAAUUGGGGCGACCAGUAGAAGAACUGAAAAUGUAUGAGCAAUUUUUCCCAGAACUUUUGGAAAACUUUCAGGAAUGUGACUUAGUCUCCAAGGAACCAAAGCCUUUUCGAUCUGAUGCAAAUCUGUGUGGGCCUAUUGUGGUUCCGACAGCAGGAGAGGAGCACUGUUCAGAAGCAAACCCCUCAGUAAAAGAAAUUUCUCUAAAGGAGAGCCAUUUUUUGUUGACAGAGGAAUGCAAUAUAAGACCAGCCUUCCUGGAAUUGCCGAAAAAAGAUAGUAGCAAAGACAGUAGGUUACAUCAGCAAAAUGAUCAAAAGACGAUGAUCCCAACUUGCCAGUGUCUGAGCCAAGAAAUUGUGAAAGGCUUGGACAGAAUCACGCUGCAAAACACUGCAAAAAAUGAACAGUAUUUUGGUACAGGUUGUGCUAUAAAGAAGGAAAGCAAAACUAGCCUUACCACCCUUGCUUGCAGUAAGCCUUGUGAGCAUGUUUCACCUUGCAAAAGUAGCCUUUUUGAGGGAUCACCUGUUCAGCUGGGAAAACUAUGCUGUACUGGGGUGGAUUCUGAGGAAGAUGAUGAUUCUGGAUCAAAUUCUUCAGGGGAGCAAGUGAUUCUUGAAGUUUCUGAUAUAUCACCAGUUCAUGACUCUGAUCUUUACAUUGAAAUGGUAAAAAACACAAAGUCUGUCCCUGAGUAUUCUGAAGUGGCCUAUCCAGAUUAUUUUGGCCAUAUGCCACCCUCAUUUAAGGAGCCUAUUCUGGAAAGGCCUUACGGGGUGCAGAGGACAAAAAUCUCUCAAGAUAUUGAAAGACUGAUUCAUCAAAAUGAUAUUAUAGAUAGAGUUGUGUAUGACCUUGACAAUUCCAGUUAUUCAGUUCCUGAGGAAGCAGAUGUUUUGAAGUUUAAUUCAAAAUUUGAAUCUGGAAACCUGCGCAAAGUCAUUCAAAUCAGAAAAAAUGAAUAUGAUCUGAUUCUGAACUCAGAUAUAAAUAGCAAUCACUAUCAUCAGUGGUUUUACUUUGAAGUCAGUGGAAUGAAAACUGGCAUUGGAUACCGGUUUAACAUCAUCAACUGUGAAAAGUCCAACAGUCAAUUUAACUAUGGUAUGCAACCGCUCAUGUAUUCUGUUCAGGAAGCAUUACAUUCUAGACCGUGUUGGACUCGUGUUGGGACAGAUAUUUGUUACUACAAGAACCACUUUUCAAGAAGUUCUAUUGCCGCUGGAGGUCAGAAAGGAAAAUCUUAUUACACAAUUACAUUCACAGUGACUUUCCAACAUAAGGAUGAUGUCUGCUACUUUGCUUAUCAUUAUCCAUAUACCUAUUCGACCUUAAAGAUGCAUCUACAGAAAUUGGAAUCCAUGCACAACCCUCAGCAGAUAUAUUUUCGGCAUGAUGCUCUCUGUGAGACACUGGCUGGCAACAGUUGUCCGAUAGUCACUAUUACAGCCAUGCCAGAGUCAAAUAGCUAUGAACAUGUCUGUCAGUUCAGGAAUCGUCCUUAUAUUUUCCUAACUGCUCGUGUACAUCCUGGAGAGACAAAUGCAAGUUGGGUUAUGAAGGGAACGCUGGAGUAUCUUAUGAGCAAUAAUCCAAGUGCCCAAAGCUUACGAGAAUCUUAUAUUUUCAAAAUUAUUCCAAUGCUCAAUCCAGAUGGUGUCAUCAAUGGAAACCACCGUUGCUCCUUAAGUGGAGAGGAUUUAAACAGACAAUGGCAAAAUCCAAAUCCAGAUCUGCAUCCCACAAUUUACCAUGCCAAAGGCCUACUGCAGUAUCUGUCUUCUAUAAAACGUUUACCACUGGUCUACUGUGAUUAUCAUGGUCAUUCUCGUAAAAAGAAUGUGUUUAUGUAUGGCUGCAGUAUAAAAGAGACAAUGUGGCACACUAAUGUUAGUUCUUCCUCUUGUGACUUGAUUGAAGACUCUGGUUACAGGGUGCUCCCUAAGAUUCUCAGUCAGACUGCCCCGGCAUUCUGCAUGGGCAGCUGCAGCUUUGUGGUGGAAAAGUCAAAGGAAUCAACAGCACGGGUUGUUGUCUGGAGAGAAAUAGGAGUACAAAGAAGCUACACAAUGGAAAGCACAUUAUGUGGAUGUGACCAGGGUAAAUAUAAGGGAUUGCAGAUAGGGACAAGAGAACUGGAGGAGAUGGGAGCCAAGUUCUCCCUUGCCUUACUGCGUUUAAAAAGACUGGCUUCACCUUUGGAAUACAAUCUGCCUUCUAGUCUGGAUAUUGAAAGUGACCUGAUUGAGUCAAGCUGUAAAGUGACAAGCCCCACUACGUACGUUUUGGAUGAAGAUGAGCCUCGCUUCCUUGAAGAAAUUGAUUACAGCGCAGAGAGUAAUGAUGACCCAGACAUUGAAUUAGCUGAUAAUGCAGGCGAUUAUGAGGCUGCUAAUCAAGAAGAUGGACUUUCAGACUCAGAAUCAACAAGGAUACUCCUUUCUUGAAUCAUCUUCACAACCAAUAAUGAGAAAUAAAGUACAUUGGAUUUUCAGGAUCAUACUUCCUUACUCUUGUCUAUCAAGAGAUUUGACUUAAGGGGAUGUAGCAGGGGCCUGUCUAGUUCAGAGACAGUACAUGUUUCUGGUCUAUGAUAAAUUGGCCUUUGUUUUAUUUAAGGAAUUCUGCACUUUCACUUAGCACUGAAUAAAUAAAUUUCUUUUAACAGUUCUU